AUGUCAUCGAAAGCAGCAGAUAUUCUUCUUGAGACUGGUAGUUCUUUUAAACGUAUAGCUGAAUUAACAAUGGAAUUAGUUGAUCCAAAUUCAUCGAAUCGUUUAUCAAAUUCAUCAUCAACAUCAUCAUCACAAAAACUUGCUAUUGAUUCAUCAGAAUUAAAACGUCUUCGUGAUGCACUUCAACGUUUUUCAUCAGAUUUGGAUGCUGUUUCACAACGUAUUCAUACAAAUCGUGAAGCUGCAGCAGCACCACAAGAAGUAGAAAGAUUAAUGAGUUUAAAUUUAGUUGAAACUAAAGAUGAACCAGAAAUUAAAUCUGAAGAAAUCUUGACAAUGAAUGAUAAUCAAUCAGCUGUACCAAUGACUGUUUAA
Molecule: messenger RNA, 375 nt
Organism: Adineta steineri
Lineage: Eukaryota; Metazoa; Rotifera; Eurotatoria; Adinetida; Adinetidae
Source: the annotation of a GenBank genome assembly